GCUCCCACUUCUACACCUUUAACAAACUUAACAAACAGACCUGGUCUUUGAUACCAUACCUUAACCAAACCAACAAACCAAACAACCACUUUAUCAACCAAAUUUCCAAACACUCACAAUGGCCAACGCAGUCGGUUGCUGCGAAAUCGUCAUCGCCUUUUUCCUCCCCUUCGUCGGUGUCUUCAUGCGCACCGGCUGCAGCUGCGAUCUGCUCAUCAACAUCUGUCUCUGCAUCCUGGGUUGGAUUCCUGGUGUCAUCCACGCCUACUACAUCUUGGCCAACAAAUAGAUCAUCGUUCUGUUGAUUUGUUCUUCAUGCGCCGGUCGGGACAUUUGUACGGUUUUUUGGGGGCACGCGCGCAACUUCGGCGUAUACCAUUUGAAUAAUAAUGAUUGAGGGUCGCGGAGAUGUGAUAUCGUCUGUAUAAUAUUGAGCAG
Molecule: messenger RNA, 438 nt
Organism: Aspergillus fijiensis CBS 313.89
Lineage: Eukaryota; Fungi; Ascomycota; Eurotiomycetes; Eurotiales; Aspergillaceae
Product: YqaE/Pmp3 family membrane protein
Exons: 3
Coding region: 119-289 (56 amino acids)
Cellular component (GO): membrane
Source: RefSeq, a predicted model, not a curated record